CUACGUUUUACCAAAUACCAAAAUUAUCAUAAUCACAUUUCAGCCCCCAAAAGAUUUUCAAAAGAAAAAAAUAAAAAUAAAAAUAAAAAUAUCAGAUCCACCAAUCCACCAAACCCAUUUCUCACAGAUCUCAAAUCUGAGCCGUCCAUUCCAAUCUCUUAAACCUAUUUAUAACCCCCCUAUCCCCCAAUUCCUCUCUGCCUUGUCCCACUCUCUUCUUCUUCGAUCUUACAAAACCCCCCCAAUUCUUCUCUGUAAAAGAAGAGAGAGAUCUCAGAUCCGGAAUCCGAGAAAAACCCAUUUCUCAGAUCCAGAAACCCAUUUUCAGCCAUGGCUUUGUUGGUCGAGAAGACUACCUCCGGUAGGGAAUACAAAGUCAAGGACAUGUCCCAAGCCGACUUCGGCCGCCUCGAAAUCGAGCUCGCCGAGGUUGAAAUGCCUGGUCUCAUGUCCUGCCGGACUGAAUUCGGCCCUUCCCAGCCCUUCAAGGGUGCCAGGAUCACUGGAUCUCUUCACAUGACCAUCCAGACCGCUGUCCUCAUUGAGACCUUGACUGCAUUGGGUGCUGAGGUCAGAUGGUGUUCCUGCAACAUCUUCUCCACCCAGGACCACGCCGCCGCCGCCAUCGCCCGUGACAGCGCCGCAGUGUUCGCCUGGAAGGGAGAGACCCUCCAGGAAUACUGGUGGUGCACGGAGCGUGCCCUUGACUGGGGUCCUGGUGGUGGCCCAGAUUUGAUUGUUGAUGAUGGUGGUGAUGCAACAUUGUUGAUCCACGAGGGUGUUAAAGCCGAGGAAGAGUACGCCAAAACCGGGAAAUUGCCCGAUCCCGCUUCCACUGACAAUGCUGAGUUCCAGAUUGUUUUGACCAUUAUUAAGGAUGGGUUGAAGACUGAUCCCUUAAAGUACACCAAGAUGAAGGAGAGACUUGUCGGUGUUUCGGAAGAGACCACCACUGGUGUUAAGAGGCUUUACCAAAUGCAGCAAAAUGGAACCUUGCUGUUCCCUGCUAUCAACGUCAAUGACUCGGUCACCAAGAGCAAGUUCGAUAACUUGUAUGGAUGCCGCCACUCACUCCCUGAUGGUCUGAUGAGGGCCACUGAUGUGAUGAUUGCUGGAAAGGUUGGAGUUGUCUGUGGUUAUGGUGAUGUUGGGAAGGGCUGUGCUGCUGCCUUGAAACAAGCUGGUGCCCGUGUUAUUGUGACUGAGAUUGAUCCCAUCUGUGCUCUUCAGGCCCUCAUGGAGGGAUACCAAGUCCUUACCCUUGAGGAUGUGGUUUCUGAGGCUGAUAUCUUUGUCACCACCACCGGUAACAAGGACAUCAUCAUGGUUAGCCACAUGAGGAAGAUGAAGAACAAUGCCAUUGUUUGCAACAUUGGUCACUUUGACAAUGAAAUUGACAUGCUUGGUCUUGAGACUUACCCAGGAGUAAAGAGAAUCACAAUCAAGCCUCAAACAGACCGAUGGGUUUUCCCUGAAACUAACAGUGGCAUCAUUGUCUUGGCUGAGGGUCGUCUCAUGAACUUGGGUUGUGCCACUGGUCACCCUAGCUUUGUUAUGUCCUGCUCCUUCACCAACCAGGUUAUUGCUCAGCUUGAGCUGUGGAAAGAGAAGAACACUGGGAAGUACGAGAAGAAGGUGUACGUCUUGCCCAAGCACCUUGAUGAGAAGGUUGCUGCCCUCCAUCUCGGCAAGCUUGGUGCUAGGCUUACCAAGCUUACCAAGGAUCAGGCUGACUACAUUAGCGUACCUGUUGAAGGUCCUUACAAGCCUGCUCACUACAGGUACUGAGGAAUGGCAGUGUUCCCCGGGCAACAAGACAUUUUGACUGCAUGGAUUUUUCUUCUUAUUAUACCAUGGAUUAUGUUAGGUUUUCUAGUAGUUUUAUAAUUUAAGGUGUUUUUUUUGUUGGUGGGUCGAUUUGGGGAAAAAGCUUAUAGUCUCAGCUUGAUGAAGACUAAGAAAAUGUUGGCAAAUAAGGGCAUGAACAGUGGUGGUGUGGAAUGAUGUGUUUUUUUUUUUUUUCACUAGCUGCUUUACUCUUAGGAUGAUUUGCUUUUUGUUAUUCUGUUGCCACAAGAAAAUGAGAAGAAAGAAUUACUAUUUUUUCCCUCCAUUGCUCCCCUGUUAUGGUUCAUUCUCGCUCUCUUUUUUCGGUUUUAGAAUGAUAUUUGUGGCUUCUGAAACAGCUGAAGUGUUUUCUGUUGAAUCUUUUAGGGUUGUCAUUUUCAUUGGUAGGUGAUGCCUGAAAUGGACUACCACCUACCCACCAAUAUUUAUUUUGGCCAAUUUGGACUAUCUUUUUGUGUUUAAAAUAUCUCCUGCGGUUACUGCAUUAGUCCAACCAGUUGGUGUAGAAAAUUGCAUUAUUGUGGCUGAACUGAGCCAAU
Messenger RNA from Oldenlandia corymbosa var. corymbosa, 2387 nucleotides. Lineage: Eukaryota; Viridiplantae; Streptophyta; Magnoliopsida; Gentianales; Rubiaceae. The record is from the annotation of a GenBank genome assembly.